AUGGAAACCACACGCCCUUCGCCCCACGCACCACCACGCGCGCCCCCCGCGGAGCCCGAGAGUGCGAGGAAAUGGGGAGUAUCUUCUAGAACAGGUUUUAAGAAUGUUGCACUGUGUCAUACCCGGUUUCGAAAGAAGCCACAAUUUGGUACAAGAUACUUAACAGAUCCCAAUAAAGUUUUUCAGUUUAAUGCGUGGGACAAUGUUGCAUGGGAUGCAGAGCAGGAAGAACAAGCAAAACAAAAAGUCCACGAAAAUUCAUCUACUCAAGCCAGUUCAGAAGAGAAAGAAGAUUAUGAAGUAAAUGCUGCCAAAUAUUGGGAUGCAUUUUAUGAUAUUCAUCAAAAUAGAUUCUUCAAAGAUAGGCAUUGGUUGUUUACAGAGUUCCCUGAACUAGCCCCAAAUGUUCAAAAUCCAGAACAUCCUAUCAGUGUUCACUAUAGUGCGGAAACCCAAAAUGUUAAAACUGACUGUGGUACUAUUCAGAAUGAGUGCAAUACAACAAGUGAAUCGCAAGGCUGUAGAAUUUUUGAAGUUGGUUGUGGAGUAGGCAACACCGUGUUUCCAAUUCUUCAGUAUAAUAAUAAUCCUGAUGUAUUUGUUUAUUGUUGUGAUUUGUCAACAAAAGCAAUUGAUAUAGUAAAAAAUUCUGAAGACUAUGACCCGAAAAGAUGCCACGCAUUUGUGUAUGAUAUUGCAGAUGCAAAUGAACCACCACCAUUUGAGGAAAAUAGCAUAGACAUAGCCAUUCUUAUAUUUGUGUUGUCUGCCAUAGAACCUUCAAAAAUGAAAGAAGUGAUGCAGUGGUUGUAUCGGUAUUUGCGGCCUGGAGGACUUAUUGUGUUUCGGGAUUAUGGUCGCUACGAUAUGGCGCAACUGAGGUUCAAGAAGGGUCGGUGCCUAAGUGAAAAUUUUUAUGUCAGAGGUGAUGGGACUCGAGUUUACUUUUUCACCCAAGAUGAAUUGCGAUCGCUUUGUACUGAAGUCGGAUUUGUUGAAGAACAGAACAUUGUUGAUCGAAGAUUACAAGUCAAUCGUGGAAAACUUCUGAAGAUGUAUCGGGUUUGGAUUCAGGCCAAAUAUAGAAAACCUCAAGAAAUCCCUACUAAUCCUCAACAACAUUCUUAAUGUAUAUAGAGUAUUUAAGAUCAACUGGAAAUUAAUUUUGGAGGAGGAAAAUAAAUGAUCUUCCACAAAAUUGGUAGUGAAUUUAUAAAUACUAUUCACAUUUUAACAUCACACGUGAACAGAUUUGCUUUGAGGAUUUAAUCCUUUAAUUUCUAAUGGUAAUCCUUGAAUAUAAGGAACAAUCCUCAAAAUACAUCUGUUCAAGUAUGCUGUUUAAAUGUGAGUAGUUAAUGUAAAUGUACUAUCAUUUUGUGGAUAGUUUCUACUUUUUCUCUUCUUAUAAAGGAUUUGGCAGAAAUCGUGGUUUUCAGUGAGGAUAAUUUUGGUUUAAAAUUUUUUGUGUGGUCCAUCCAGGUUUCAGUACAAAUUGUAAAUAUAAGCAUGUCAACUGAUGUAAUAUUCAUGACUGCAUUUUCAGUUGCCUCACAUACAUGAGAAAUAUGUUUGUGGGAAAUAUUUUAAACUAAUUGACAAAUACCUUUGUAUAAAGAUUGUAUGAGACAGACAAAAUUGAUUUUUGUUUUUUAAAUUUUUUUACUUCACAAUUUUAAGUAUUCUAUUGUUUAUAAACAGAAUGUUUUUGAACUGAUAAGUAAAUAAAAUUCAAUAUAAUAAAUUAGUUCAGGAAACUUAUUUGGCCCUAUUUAAGAUGAACCAUUUCUUGAAAACUAUUGCAUUUAUUAAACCAUUAUUG
This is a messenger RNA of Gryllus bimaculatus (two-spotted cricket), 1822 nucleotides long. Lineage: Eukaryota; Metazoa; Arthropoda; Insecta; Orthoptera; Gryllidae. The record is from the annotation of a GenBank genome assembly.